Messenger RNA from Ogataea angusta, 948 nucleotides. RefSeq lists its product as uncharacterized. Gene Ontology annotation, molecular function: protein serine/threonine phosphatase activity. NCBI's taxonomy places the organism in Eukaryota, Fungi, Ascomycota, Pichiomycetes, Pichiales, Pichiaceae. The transcript has a single exon. The record is from RefSeq and is a predicted model, not a curated record. Gene Ontology annotation, cellular component: cytoplasm. Gene Ontology annotation, biological process: peptidyl-serine dephosphorylation; G1/S transition of mitotic cell cycle. The coding region runs from base 1 to 948 and encodes 315 amino acids.
AUGUCAGAGCGAGGUCCAGAUCAAUGGUUUGAGGACAUCAAAAUUUGCAAAGCUCUUCCCGAGAAUGAUAUGAAGCAACUAUGCGAAAAAGUUAAAGAUCUUUUGAUGGAGGAGUCAAACAUUCAACCUGUCAGAUCUCCCGUUACUGUUUGUGGUGAUAUUCAUGGUCAAUUUCAUGACCUUCUUGAAUUGUUCAAAAUUGCAGGAGGCUUUCCUUCUCAAUCUGGCCUUAGCACCAAUUAUAUCUUCCUGGGGGAUUACGUUGAUAGAGGAUACUUCUCACUUGAAACGUUCACAUUGUUAAUGAUUCUCAAAGUCAAAUUUCCACAACAUAUAACUCUGGUGAGAGGUAAUCAUGAAUCGAGACAAAUAACGCAAGUGUAUGGAUUUUAUGAAGAAUGUUUGAAUAAAUACGGCUCAACAAUGGUGUGGAAAUACUGCUGUCAAGUGUUCGAUUUUCUUACUCUCAGUGCAAUAAUAGACGGCAAGAUUCUUUGUAUUCAUGGCGGCCUUUCCCCCGAAAUACGUAUGCUAGACCAAAUAAGAGUUCUAAGCAGGGCUCAGGAGGUGCCUCAUGAGGGAGGAUUUUGUGACAUUGUUUGGUCAGAUCCGGAUAAUGUGGAUACCUGGGCUAUUUCUCCAAGAGGGGCUGGAUGGUUGUUUGGGGCAAAGGUAGCCAGAGAAUUCAAUCAUAUCAAUAAUUUACAGUUGAUCGCGCGCGCUCACCAGCUAGUUAUGGAAGGAUUCAGAUAUCAUUUCCCUGACAAAGACGUGGUGACUGUCUGGUCUGCACCAAACUACUGCUAUCGAUGUGGCAAUGUUGCCAGUGUGAUGAAAGUGGAUGACAACUUGAACGUGAAUUUUCAGAUAUUUAGUGCCGUUCCCGAUGACACAUUGAAAAUCAAUCCAUCUAAGAACCAAAAAAAUGGGAACGAAUACUUCUUAUGA